AUGACUAAGUUCACUAAGUUUGCCAUCAUAGGAGCUGGUGGCGUGGGGAGCAUUAUAGUGGACGAGCUACUCAAGAAGGGUGACGCUGUGUCUGUCAGCAUCCUCACUCGCGACGAAUCCAAGCCGGAACUACAGGCUUUCAAGACGCGCGGAGCCAUACUCAUUCAGGUCUCAUAUGACGACGAGAUUGAUCUCAAGGAAGCUCUCAUAGGAAGCGAAGUCGCCCUCAUUACCGUGCCGUCCUUCCACAUGACAGAGCAAAAAGCUGUGAUAUUAGCAGCUAAGGCUGCCGAAAUUGAGCUCUUUGUUCCAGCUGAGUAUGGAGUCAAGGUGACUGAGGGUCCCAAUGCCCCCAAGAAAGUAGUUCAGGAUCUACUCGCGGAAGCCCAGCUACCGUCAACCGUCUUUUAUACGGGCCUUUUUGCCGAGUUCCUCCCCUACUACCUCGACUACCACUACAGUGAAGGAUACAUGAACGUGGUGGGUAAGGGUGAGAUGGCCUUCAGUAUUGCGGCGCGAGUGGACGUGGGUCGCUUCGUGGCACACGUCCUAUCCACGGUUCCCAGGAGCAAGCUUAAAGGUGUCAAGAUUCCGUUCGAAGCUGAACGUUUGUCACCACUGCAGAUUCACGAUCUCGUCGAGAAGAAGCUGAACAAGAAGAUCGAGGUGCGCCACAUCAGUUACGAAGAAAAUAAGAAGAAGUUUGACACAGACUACGUGGCGUUCCUCUCGACGAUUUUCGAAGAGGGUCGUGGUGUGGUCGGCACGGAGUAUGAAGUGCAGGAAAGUGUGACUAAGUUCUUCCCAGACUGGAACCCCACCAAGUACGAAUCUCUUAUUUCGUGAUCGUAAUCCUGUUUUGGAGGAAGCUAAAUGAUCCUAAUGUUCAAGCAGAACAACUGUAGCAACGACUUUUGAUCUGUACCAAAAAGAUUUAUUUUUUCGUGCAGUAAACGGGUAAUUUUCAGAU
This is a messenger RNA of Phytophthora nicotianae INRA-310, 970 nucleotides long. RefSeq lists its product as hypothetical. NCBI's taxonomy places the organism in Eukaryota, Oomycota, Peronosporomycetes, Peronosporales, Peronosporaceae. The record is from RefSeq and is a predicted model, not a curated record. The transcript has a single exon. Bases 1 to 846 code for a protein of 281 amino acids.